AGAGAGAGAGAGAGAGAGAGAGAGAGAGAGAGAGAGAGAGAGAGAGAGAGAGAGAGAGAGAGAGAGAGAGAGAGAAUGCCGAUCACAAAGUUCAAGCUCAAGAACGAGCCGUCGGCGGACUGUCCGGAGGUUUUCAGGGACGCCGACGAUGACGCAGGACAACUGCUGGAUGGCGUCGCGAUGAUGUCCCUACUUGGAAUCGUCCGUCAGCUUGGGGAGAUAUCGGAUUACGCGGCAGAGAUGUUUCACGAUCUAUAUGAGUUGACUGCCACCACUUCCUUGCGUGGGCAGGCAUUACUUCAAAGGGUGCAACAUGUCGAGAAAAAGCUGCCUGACGUGGAAGACUCUUUGCUUUCUGAGACGAACCCCCUUCGCUUCUCCCGCGAGCCUGGUGUUGACUGGAAUGCCAGCAUCAGCAAUGAGCAAAGCCACUUCACGAGGAGUAUCUUGCCUGCCUUCAUUCGCCGACCCUAUGAAGAAUGCCGCGGACCUCCUCGGUUCUUUCUUCUCGACAGGUUUGACAAGCACGGCGAUGGCGCAUGCAUGAAGAGGUACUCCGACCCAUCGAUCUUUAAAACCGAAUGGGCAAAGGGGGAACUGUCAAAGGCAGAGCGGGAAAAGCGGAGCAGGUCGAUGAAAAAGAGAAAAGAACGGGCCCCAGGAGCGGCUAAGGUAGGCAAGGCGGCGGGGGGCACUUCAUUUGCAAAACCCAACGGGAGGGUGCGGUAUGCAUUGCUGGGACCAGAAGCUCUUGAAGCACCUAUGGUGCCGACCACGCCCUCUCGUUCCUCCUUACAUGCAAUGUCAUCCGCCCUUCAGCCAAUGUUCACACCGUUUGAAGUGGAACCCUCCAAGCAGCACUCGCUCCGUCUCCAGAGCCCAAAUGUUACUCCAGCAAGGGGUUUUCACCCCUCUCCGGCACGCCGUUUUCACCCCUCUCCACUGGUGGACAUUCCACGCGUUAGAUCUCAUCCCACCCCCGUGCCAGCCGUUUCGUCGACAGCAAAUGGAGGCCGGAGUAGGCUGGCACGACACGGCCCUGGAGAGGGGGGGGAAGCUCAGGCAGUGAGGACUGAGGAAGGGAAUCCCUGGAAAGAAGCCGAGGAGGGGGAGACAUGGGAGAAGGAGGAUGAGAGAGAACGCGUCUGGGAGGAGAUAGAGGAGAACCAGGUGGUUUUGCAGUCCAGCGUGAAUCUCAGUUUGACAGAGCCGGGGUUGCUGGGCCAUUCCCUGCUGAAUCUGGACGAAGGCGAGCAUCUGGUUGUAGAGCGACGGAUCCGAAGGGAAGACUGUAAUAGCGGCAUUGAUGCCAUGUCCGAGCUGAGAUUAGACGAUCAGACGAUGCUGUCAGAGUCACGUCAGGACUUGAAGUCUGACAGAUCGGACCGGUGGGGUAGAAGGUCGGAGGUUAGUGCAAGUGGGUCAUUACCGCAGCGCUUGGAUUCCAGGUCAGCGUCCUCAAGGGAUGGCCUCUCAGAUACACAGUCUGAGGUGCAGACAGAGAUUCCCUGGGAGUUGCGUUCCGAGGGUUGGUCCGAAGGGUGGCCGGAAAACCACUCAGGGAUUCGAUCUGCUGCCAGACUUGCAAGCUUCGUGGAGAAGCCGUUGGAUGCCAGGACAGGGUCAGGGUCAGCAAGAUCAAGAGGCGGGGUCGACUUGUCAUCAUGGGAGGCGGAGUCCAAUGAUGGCCUUGAUGAAAGCAAAGAGUUGCUCGCCAGAUACCGAGGAUCGCCGAAGUCGGAGUCCUGGUCUUGGGGCCGGUCAGAAAAACCCUCGUUAGUGUUUGAACCUUUGUCAGAUCCGCGCCCAGGUACACACUUUGGGCGGCUCCCUCGAGGUGCGGCGGGGCAAUGCUCAGAGCUAAAUGCACUCGGCAAACGAUCACCACUGGAUCGACGAAACGAAUAUCGAUCCGACGGCCAGUUUGUCGCUGCUGCAGCUCUUGCCGUCCUAGAUGCGAUCGAACGAUGUAGCGACGAGGAGGGUAAUGAUGACAACGAAAAGGCGGCCAUGAGCGCGAAGCCGGCGGCAGCAGACGUGCGCUGUCAGGAGGAGGUUAGCUAUUCUGAGAAUCUCAGCGGCAACCAGUCAGGAGAGGUUCCGAAACCACGGAGGCAUGACACUUCGCCGCAACCAGGACCAGAUCCAGAUGCUGCGGAAAAGCUAGGGGGGCUGCAAAGGAUGUCUGACUCAUCACUAGCAAGUGGCGAUUGUGCACAGGAUAGCCAUCUAUCUAGCCGCAGUUCCUCGUCAUUACCUGGUGGCACGGAUAGCCAUCUAUCUAGCCGCAGUGAGAUUACGUCUGAAUCUUCCAAGGGGGGGUGCAUUAAGAAUGAUGCAGAUAGAUGCCCUGCUAGGGAAGUUUUCAAGAAAGGCAGGCAGGAGAUAGAAAACGGCGAGGUCAGGGUUGCAGAUUUGGCGGCGGCGCAGGAUAGGGCUGCCGCUGCUGUCGUUAAAGAGGAGGGGAAGAGUUUGAAGGGAGAGGUGGUGGUGGCUUAUGGUCCUCCGCUGGUUGGGGACAGAACGCUUGCUGUGAUGGGUACUACUACAGGCGAUAGCGUUGCUGAUAAGGAGGAUGCCGAUGAUGCAGGUAGUCUGGAUGGCGCUGAGGAAAAGCCAGGGGGUGGAGAAGUUGUGGAGGAGGAGGAUUUUGGGAGCAAUGGAAAAACCCGCCGCUGUGCACACUCUUCUUCUUUAGAUGCACCAUCCACCAAAAAAACAUCCGUUUGCGACUGGGUGAUGACGAGCUCAUCAGGAGGGCAGGUGGCGGACAGUAGUGUGAGGGUACCAGGCAGCAAAAGACGCUCCCUAAUCAGAGCAAGGAGUUUUGUUUAUUCAGUUGAGAAGAAGGUUGAUGGGAAAGAGGACAGCUUGUCAAGUCUUGAGCGACAAAACCAAUUAGUGGAGGAGAGUGAGAGAGGGGAGUUGACGUAUAAUUCCUUGGAAUUGGACUCUGGUGGAGUUGGUCCUAUUACAACAACAUGUCAUAAUAUGUCAAGCAGGAAUCUGGCAAUGGAAGAAGGUGGUUCUAUGGGUUCUUCACGUGUUGAGAGGAGUAAUGGGGAGCGACGAGCGGCUGGCAACACGCGAUCCGUUGAUGGAAGUCACACCGCAGAUAAUGGAGGGGAGCUGACCUCUCUGGCUGCAGUUGAUGUCUCUGGCAGCAAGCCUGAAGAUACCUUGACAAGCCCACAACACCAUACACUUCUACCAUUUGAGCACUCUAGCUCGACCCUCGCCACCACCUCAGGAGGAGCCUCCCCAUCACCACCAUCUCCCUUCGGAUCCGGCAUUCCACCACUUGUUCAGUCUGAAACACCCGAGAUCGCAAUGCCAUUAUCACCUGAUGAAGUCAGUCAGUGUUCACACUCAGGGGGGGUCUCAGGGGGGGUCUCACAAUCAGAUCGAACUCGAUUGAUAUCUGGUCAGCGCACUCUAACUGCGCCCAGCUUCUCAGCUGUCCCCCCUCCUCCCCCGAGGCAACCACCGGUCUAUGCUUGCGGAAAGGAGGUAUCCCGUGAUUGCACGGCCGAGAAUGGAAAUCAUGCAGGGAAGCACCUCAGAUCUAGCGCGGAGAAUUCUGCUGUGGACCAGUCCAGCUACACGAGGCUCGGUACAAGACACCACGCUGUAUCAGACGCUUCCAGCUAUCACGGUCCGGUCGACAGCUGUCCAAUGUCAGGGGACUCUGAAUCGUCAUCUACACGCAGGUUGUCUUCACUACCCGCUGGAGAAUGUUCUCAGAUUGAUCGUUCGGCUACACACCGGCAGCUUAAUGGAGGAAUGAAUGGAAGGAUGGAGAAGUGUUCUGUCCAUUCGUACUCGUCAUCCUCACAUCCUUACGGGAUCAAAAGUUGCUCUUCUGCGCUGAAUGGCGGAGCUGGUGGUGCCAAGAGAAGAGUUGAUAAUGAGGCAGAGGAGCAGCAGCAGGAGGAGGAGGAGGAAGAGGAGGAGGAGGUUAUCACGACGGAUGCAGCUCAACACGCAAGAGAAGAAUUCGAAAUGACGAUGCGAAUGCCGCCCCCUCCACCAGAGGUGCCGCCUCCUCCUCUGCCUGAAAUGCCCUUGCCACCGCCUCCUUCAGCAUUUUUGCAGAAACUCAAUGCGGGUUCGCGUGUGGGAAUUGGUGGGGCUGUGAGGUUGCCCCCGGCGACGGGCGUGAAGCUGAAAGCUGUAGUGCAUUCUGUGGCUGUAACUCGGGACGCUAUACUUGAGGAGAUCGUCCAACAUAACCGGAGCAUGCUGAGACGAGUGCCGUCAGCAGCAAGCACCACGCCAUCGAAGCCACAAAGUGAGCGGGAUAGCCUGCUAGAGCAGAUCCGCACGCAGGCGUACAGCUUGCGGCAGACACCCGUUCGAGAGAGACCGCCUGUGAAGCAGGAGAUUGACAUAAACGUGGCAGCGAUCUUUGAGAAGGCAAAUGCCAUCAGACAAGCUUUGGCAGGCAGUGAUGAUGACGAGAGUGAAUCUGAUACUGUCAGCUGGAAUGACUGAGGCCAGGGCCACCAGAUCUGCUGCAAUUCUUCAAAACAAGGGAUGGGACAGAGGAGCAGAAUGCCCAACUAGCAGGAGAAGUCAAGGUGAACACAAAGUGAGCGAGGUAGCCUGCUCGAGCAGAUGGGCACGGGGGCAUACAGCGCGCAGCAAACAUCCAUUCGACAGAGACAGCCUCUCUAAAGCAGGAGGAGAUUUUUGGACAUAAACGUGGCAGCAGCUAUCUUGUAUUGGAGAAAAGGCAAUUGCCAUCAGACAGGCAUUGGCAGGGAGUGACGAACACCGAGAUGAAGGUGACACUGGGAGUUGGGAUGACGCCCAGAUCUCCUGCAAUCUUUGAAACGAUGAUGGGGCAGAAGAGCCGGACACCGAACUACCGGUAGCAGAAGACAAGGCGACCAACAGCGUGUGCGCGUCUUCAUGCUCGCGCCGGGCUGUCUGCAGUCUCAAAGGCCCAGCUCCUAUAGCCUGCAAGGUUCAGCAUGCCACUGUCGUCAGUUGGGAUGACGACUGAGUCCAGAUCUGCUGCAGUCUUUGAAACAAGGAUGAUGGGACAGAGGUGCGGGACACCAAACUACGGUAGCAGAAGACAAGGUGACCAACAGCGUGUGCAUGUCUUCAUGCUCGCGCCGGGCUGUCUGCAGCAGUCUCAAAGGCGUAGCUGCUAGAGCCUGCAAGGGUCAGCAUGCCACUGUCGUCAGUUGGGAUGACGACUGGGUCCAGAUCUCCUGCAAUCUUUGAACCAAUGAUGGGACAGAGGUGCGGGACACCAAAAACUACGGUAGCAGAAGACAAGGUGACCAACAGCGUGUGCGCGUCUUCAUGCUCGCGCCGGACUGUCUUGCAGUCUCCAAGGCCCAGCUCCUAGAGCCUCCAAGGUUCAGCACCUUCAAGAUUUAUAACCUUUUGCCUGCUGGGCUCAGCUCAUUUUCCAUUUCGCUUCUUGCACCCUGCUAAGCUCGUGAAGACCAGUGGCAAGCAUGCGAGCAUCUCAUUUCACGAAGACCAGUGUUUUUUUGAAGUCCUCUGCCCUGUUCUCUCUCUUAGCUAGUGGAAGUCUGACUGUGUUGUGUGUGUUUUGGAUAGGAUGGUGGAGCUACACGGCAUGGAAGUCCACGACAGGAUUUUGAGUGGUGAUCAACUACACACGGCAGGGAAGUCCAACAGGAUUUUGAGUGGUUUGAGUGGCAAGCAACUACACGACAUUCGUUUGGGGUGCAUCUACACGGCAGGUAAGCAUGCGUGCAUCUCGUUUGGGGUGAGGUCCUCUGCCCUGUUCUCUCUUAGCUAGCGGAGGUCUGACUGUGUCCUGUGUGUUUUGGGUUUUGGAUAGGAGUGUGAACCUGCGCGGCGUGAAAGUCGAACGGGAUCUUAACGUCCAGACUUUGUGCUCCAGUGUAGGAAUUCUUGCAGGAGUGGAGAAGUCAUCCCACAGA
Molecule: messenger RNA, 5930 nt
Organism: Chara braunii
Lineage: Eukaryota; Viridiplantae; Streptophyta; Charophyceae; Charales; Characeae
Source: the annotation of a GenBank genome assembly